This is a messenger RNA of Hyaena hyaena (striped hyena), 2358 nucleotides long. RefSeq names its product GATA zinc finger domain containing 2B (gene GATAD2B). Gene Ontology annotation, cellular component: NuRD complex. Gene Ontology annotation, molecular function: zinc ion binding; sequence-specific DNA binding. The coding region runs from base 184 to 1965 and encodes 593 amino acids. The record is from RefSeq and is a predicted model, not a curated record. The transcript has 13 exons. Gene Ontology annotation, biological process: negative regulation of transcription by RNA polymerase II. NCBI's taxonomy places the organism in Eukaryota, Metazoa, Chordata, Mammalia, Carnivora, Hyaenidae.
GGCGAGCUCGCCGGGAGUUACACCGCCACCGCCAGAAAAAUACUGAUUUUUCUCAGUAUUUCCAUGAGAAGCAUUAAUCGUUCCCUUGCACUCCAUUGGGUGGUCUGAAACAGCACCAAGUCAAGUAAUCCCGUUUCAGACUCUUAAAGUCAGAGAUUGAGUGGAACAUCAGUUUUUAGAAGGAUGGAUAGGAUGACAGAAGAUGCUCUUCGCCUGAACCUGUUGAAGCGGAGCUUGGACCCAGCAGAUGAGCGAGACGAUGUCCUGGCUAAGCGACUCAAAAUGGAAGGGCACGAGGCCAUGGAGCGCCUGAAAAUGCUGGCGCUGCUCAAACGGAAGGAUCUGGCGAAUCUUGAGGUGCCGCAUGAGUUGCCCACCAAACAGGACGGCAGUGGCGUCAAGGGCUACGAAGAGAAGCUCAAUGGGAACCUCAGGCCUCACGGAGACGCCAGGACUGCAGGGAGGCCAGGCAAAGAGAACAUCAGUGACGAGCCCGUCGACAUGAGUGCCAGGCGGAGUGAGCCGGACCGUGGAAGGCUGACUCCCUCCCCAGACAUCAUUGUUUUAUCUGAUAAUGAGGCUUCCAGUCCCCGCUCCAGCUCCCGAAUGGAAGAAAGACUCAAAGCAGCCAACCUGGAGAUGUUUAAGGGGAAAGGCAUUGAGGAACGGCAGCAGCUCAUCAAGCAGCUGAGGGACGAGCUGAGGUUGGAAGAGGCCCGGCUGGUGCUGCUAAAGAAGCUGAGGCAGAGCCAGCUGCAGAAGGAGAACGUGGUCCAGAAGACCCCUGUUGUACAGAACGCAGCAUCCAUUGUCCAGCCGUCUCCUGCCCAUGGAGGACAGCAGGGCCUGUCCAAGCUUCCCUCCCGGCCCGGGGCCCAGGGCGUGGAACCACAGAGUCUGAGAACAUUACAGGGUCACAGUGUCAUCCGCUCAGCGACCAGUACCACCCUCCCACAUAUGUUGAUGUCCCAACGUGUUAUUGCACCAAACCCAGCCCAGCUCCAGGGUCAGCGGGGCCCACCUAAGCCUGGCCUUGUUCGCACCACAACACCCAACAUGAAUCCUGCCAUCAAUUACCAGCCGCAGUCAAGUUCUUCUGUUCCCUGCCAGCGCACGACGUCCUCUGCCAUCUACAUGAACCUCGCCUCCCACAUGCAGCCGGGGACCGUGAGCAGGGUGUCCUCACCCCUGCCCAGCCCCGGUGCCAUGACCGAUGCCGCCAACUCCCAGGCUGCCGCCAAACUGGCUCUUCGCAAACAGCUGGAAAAGACCCUCUUGGAGAUUCCGCCCCCGAAACCUCCCGCUCCCCUGCUUCACUUCCUGCCCAGUGCGGCCAACAGCGAGUUCAUCUACAUGGUGGGCUUGGAAGAAGUCGUACAGAGUGUCAUCGACAGCCAAGGCAAAAGCUGCGCCUCACUCCUGCGGGUCGAACCCUUUGUUUGUGCCCAGUGCCGCACAGAUUUCACCCCCCACUGGAAGCAGGAGAAGAGCGGUAAGAUUCUGUGUGAGCAGUGUAUGACCUCCAACCAGAAGAAGGCUCUGAAGGCUGAGCACACCAACCGGCUGAAAAAUGCUUUUGUUAAAGCCCUCCAGCAGGAACAGGAAAUCGAGCAGCGACUACAGCAGCAGGCAGCCCUCUCCCCCACUGCGGCUCCGGCCGUGUCCAGCGUCAGUAAACAAGAGACCAUCAUGAGACAUCAUACGCUUCGGCAGGCUCCACAGCCCCAGAGCGGCCUCCAGCGCGGCAUACCCACGUCUGCCCGUUCCAUGCUCUCCAACUUCGCACAGGCGCCCCAGUUGUCUGUGCCUGGUGGCCUCCUUGGGAUGCCAGGUGUCAACAUUGCGUACUUGAACACCGGCAUCGGAGGACACAAAGCUCCCAGUUUGGCAGACAGACAGCGGGAGUACCUUUUAGACAUGAUCCCGCCCCGGUCUAUAGCGCAGUCCAUCAGCGGGCAGAAAUAACGCCUGUCCGUCUGCUGCCCCAGCCUCGAACCCUUCACCCCUCCUCUCCCAUUGCCCCCAACUUCCGUCGCAUGCAGUGCCUGUACUGGUGCCUACCAUACACGGAAAACAAAACAGACAACAGAAGACAAACCUAGAAAUCAACAGGAAAACACGCGCCCUGCCCCGCCACCCUCUCUCACUGCUGCGACUCUGCCGCUCUUGUCUUCCCUCCGGUUUUCUUUCACAGUGAGGUGCUCUUCGCCUCAGAUGAGGUCAGAGCGAGGUCCUGGGGAGAAAUCUAAGCCCUCUGACGUGUGUUUCUAAAGUUUUUAUGCUCUAAUUAUUACCAUUUUUAAUGAUGUUGUGUGUCCUCCCUUUGUUCAGUGGACGGUUAAACCUUUUUAUUUUCUC